CGUCAGAUGGGUUUUCCUCAAAACUGGCGAAAAGUGAUUUAGAUUAUUUUACAAUAAAACAACUGGUUUUCUACAGUAAAAGCUUACCAAACUUGAUAGAACUGUGUCAACUAAUGGAAUAGACAUGUGAGCAUAUGCUGACGAGAUGAGAACAGAGAAAUCGUAUGUUUGAAGGUGAAAUAGUCAAAUAGACAUUAGAAGUCCAACCCAUGUGAAGAUUCGACUGGCCAUCCCAUUCACAAAAAUAGUCUUAGGAAUUACUUGUCAACAGAUCCGGGAUGUCAGCGGCAAGAAACAGAAAGCAGAAGGGGCCAAAGCUAAAGUUUGCCAACUUUGAACCUGACAAACCUGUUAGUCCUGUACCUCCAAGAGACCUUGACUCCAAGGCGACAAUUACUAUAGAAGAGAAAACAUUUGAAGUUGAGGCUGCUGAUCUAGAGAGUAUAGAGGAGCUCGGACGUGGGGCUUAUGGCGUCGUGGAAAAAGUCCGACACAGGCCUAGUAACACAGUACUUGCGGUGAAGCGCAUAACUGCAACAAUGAACGUGAGGGAACAAAAGCGUUUAUUAAUGGACCUUGAUAUAUCCAAGAGAACUGGUGGCUGUCCAUACACUGUCAGUUACUAUGGUGCUUUAUUUAGAGAGGGAGAUGCGUGGAUCUGUAUGGAAGUCAUGGAUACAUCCCUUGACAAAUUCUACAAAAAAGUAUAUGAACUUGAGACACAAAUCCCUGAAGUUGUACUAGGAAAAAUAACAUCUGCAGUAGUUAAAGCCUUACAUUACUUGCAAAGUGAGUUACAAGUCAUACAUCGAGAUGUAAAGCCUUCCAAUAUACUAAUAAAUAGGCGGGGUGAAGUGAAAAUAUGUGACUUCGGAAUAAGUGGGUAUUUAGUGGAUAGUAUUGCCAAGACAAUAGAUGCAGGUUGCAAACCAUACAUGGCGCCUGAAAGAAUCAACCCUCAGAUGGGAAAUACAGAAAAAGAAGGGUACGAUAUCAAGUCAGAUGUCUGGUCUCUAGGAAUAACUUUGAUUGAGUUAGCAACUGGCAAGUUUCCCUAUGCUCAUUGGAAGACGCCAUUUGAGCAACUGAAACAAGUCGUCGAGGACGACCCCCCACGCUUACCUCAGGAUCAAUUCAGCGCAGAUUUUGAUGACUUCAUGGUUAAUUGUUUGAAAAAGGAAUACAAGGAAAGACCCACAUACCCAAUGUUACUGCAGCAUGCCUUCCUGGUGAAAUCAGAUGAAAUGGAGGUCGACAUGGCUGGAUAUGUAAUUGAAAUAAUAGGACAUGCUGAUAAACACAAUUGAGGAUUGGCUUUAGUGUAGCUUAGUGAAUUACAAACAUGCAAAUCGUGCCCUUUCUCAUAUGGAACAUUUUAUUUGGGAUGUAUUUAUUCAUGGCCAUAAGUUGUAUGAACCAAUGAACCAAUAUCAAGGAAAUAUAAAUAAACUGAAAAUAUAAAAAAAAAAUGAACCAAGGAAGGCUGCCAUACAUUUGUGUCAUUUAUCAAGAAAAAUAGUUGGAUUU
Molecule: messenger RNA, 1527 nt
Organism: Owenia fusiformis
Lineage: Eukaryota; Metazoa; Annelida; Polychaeta; Sabellida; Oweniidae
Source: the annotation of a GenBank genome assembly